GACCUUGACAUCCCACGCACUCAAGACUCAUCUCCUCUCAAAUAAAACCCAUACCAGCCAUGCCCCUCUGUCACGGCCACACCUCCUUCCCGACUGAGUACCCAGUGGCGCUCCAAGUGUCAUUUUACGAGAACUGAAGUCAUGCUGCCUGCCAAACACUUCCGGUGAACCUGGAAAAACACUGGACAUCCUUUCGGUGUUAUUGCUCUUCACAGAUCAUUGGGCUUUUUUCUUAUCUGGGUUGGUGUCCAUUGAGAAGAUGGGUGAAGAUGAGCAGCCGGUGAAGUCGGCCAAGCAAUUGGAAAAGGAGGCCAAGAAAGCGGCCGAGAAGGCGGCCAAAUUGGAAAAACUCCGCUUGAAGCAAGUCAAACAAGCGGCGGGUGAAGGACCCGCACCCGUGGCUAAGGCCCAGGCUGGACCCGCAGGAUCCGCAGGUCAGAGGGACAAGCCGGAGAAGAAGAAGAAGAAGCCGGCCUUGCGGGCGGCCAAAUAUGAAGGUCACACGCCACCGGGACAAAAGAAGGAUGUCUCCAUGCCUUUGCCGGAUGCUUAUAGUCCUGAAUACGUGGAAGCCGCAUGGUAUGAUUGGUGGGAGAAAUCGGGUUUCUUCAAGCCGGAAUUCGGUCGCAAGAGCGUCAAGGAUGUCCCCAAGCAGGGCGUGUUUUCCAUGGUCAUCCCGCCCCCUAAUGUCACCGGUCGACUGCAUCUUGGACACGCCCUCACGGACGCUGUGGAGGAUUGCUUGACCCGAUGGCAUCGCAUGAAAGGCAAAAUGACCUUGUGGAACCCUGGUUGCGAUCACGCCGGCAUUGCCACCCAAAUGGUGGUCGAAAAGAUGCUCAUGAAAACCGAAGGCAAAUCGCGACACGAUCUGGGCCGAGAUAAGUUUGUCCAAAAGGUGUGGGAGUGGAAGGAGCAAUAUGGGGCUUCCAUUUACGAGCAAAUGCGUCGUUUUGGCUGUUCGGUUGAUUGGGAGCGAGCCGUUUUCACGAUGGACCCCAAGAUGAGCAAGGCUGUGACGGAGGCCUUUGUGCGGUUCCACGAGGAUGGGUCCAUUUAUCGGGCCAAUCGAUUGGUCAAUUGGUCGUGUACACUUCGAAGUGCCAUCUCUGAUAUCGAAGUCGAAAAGAAGGAGCUUCCGGGUCGAACCAUGCUCUCGGUGCCGGGAUAUCCGAAUAAAAUUGAGUUUGGCGUGAUUGUGUCCUUUGCCUACAAGUUUGUGGACUCCGACGAUGAGAUCGUGGUGGCCACCACUCGUUUGGAGACCAUGUUGGGCGACUCAGCCGUGGCUGUUCACCCUCAAGAUUCCAGGUACAAGAAGUUCCAUGGGAAGAAGGUUCAGCAUCCGUUCUGCGAUCGCCAAUUGCCCAUUGUCACUGACGAGAUGGUGGAGCGGGAUUUCGGCACGGGUGCGGUCAAGAUCACGCCCGCUCACGAUGCCAAUGACUACGAAGUGGGACAAAGGCAUAAAUUGCCGUUCAUUACCAUCUUCACGGACGAGGGCAUCGUUUCCGAAGGCUGCGGCGAGUUUUCGGGCAUGAAGCGUUUCGAUGCUCGAUUGGCCGUUCAGGAGGCAUUGGACAAGAAAGGCCUGUAUCGAGGGACCAAGGAUAAUCCCAUGGUGGUGCCCACGUGUAGUCGCUCCAAGGACAUUGUCGAGCCCUUGAUCAAGCCUCAAUGGUACGUCAAAUGCGACGAAAUGGCCCAAAAGGCCACGGAAGCCGUUAAGACCAAAGAGCUCAAGAUCAUUCCGGAGCAGUUCGAGAAGACCUGGUUUUCUUGGAUGGAUGGCAUGCGAGAUUGGUGCAUUUCGCGUCAACUUUGGUGGGGACACCGCGUACCCGCUUAUCUAGUUCAUGUCAAGGGCCAACCUCCGGCUGAUCCUACCGUGAACGAAAAUUGGGUAUCCGCCCGCGAUGAGACCGAGGCAAAAGCCAAGGCUGCCAAGAACUUCAAAGUGGACAGUUCCAAGAUCACGCUGAAGCAGGACGACGACGUCUUAGACACGUGGUUUUCCUCGGGCUUAUUUCCGUUCGCUAUCUUCGGGUGGCCGGAUCAAACGGACGACUUGGACGUGUUCUUCCCGGGAUCACUUCUAGAGACCGGACACGAUAUCAUCUUCUUCUGGGUGGCCCGAAUGGUUUUCAUGGCUCAGAAAUUGACCGGCAAACUACCGUUUAAAGAGGUUUAUCUUCAUGCCAUGGUUCGUGAUGCCCAUGGACGAAAAAUGAGCAAAUCCUUGGGCAACGUUAUCGAUCCUCUUGACGUCAUCAACGGAAUCACUCUCGAAGAGCUCUACAAAACCCUCGAAACUGGCAACUUGGACGCUAAAGAGAUUGAGAAGGCCAAAAAGGGACAAAAGGCCGACUACCCCGAUGGCAUUCCGCAAUGCGGUACGGAUGCCUUGCGGUUUGCUCUAUGCUCAUAUACCGCCCAAGGUCGUGAUAUUAAUAUGGACGUGCUCCGAGUUCAGGGCUAUCGGUUCUUCUGCAACAAAUUGUGGAAUGCCACCAAAUUCGCCAUGAUGUAUUUAGGUGCAGGAUUCGUACCCUUGAAGGACGCCAUCAAAACUUUGCUCCCACAGAAAACGGGCAGCAAAGAAGGGUUCACGCACAAAGCGCUUCCCCCUUUGGCCGACAUGAAUAGUGAAGCCACAUUCUCCCAAAUGGAUUCCGUUCUCCGGGAUUUCCCCUUCUUAGCGGGCACCAACCCGUCCAAGGUGGACGUGACCGCCUUCGCCGCCAUCAAGGAGAGUCCCUCCUAUUGGAAGUACAAGGAUGCCUCUGGCUGGUAUCAUCGCAUGAACGCCAUGACCGAGGCCGAACGCAACCAAUUACCCGGAGCCAAAGGUAUGAUCUCCCCCUUACCCGCGGGUCUGACUCAAAUGGACCGCUGGAUUUUGUCACGCCUCCACGCGGCCACUAAAUCCACCAAUGAAGGCUUUAAGCUUUACAACUUCCCUCAAAGCACCACGGCCCUCUACAAUUUCUGGCUCUACGAGCUCUGCGACGUGUAUCUGGAGUAUUUGAAACCCAUUUUCCAAGGCACGGACACGCGGGCCAUUCUGACCGCCCGGAACGUUCUUUACACCUGUCUUGACGGGGGUUUGCGCCUCAUUUCGCCGUUCAUGCCAUUUAUCUCGGAGGAGCUGUUCCAAAGGCUGCCCCGAAAGAGCAAUGAUGACCCAGAGUCCAUCACCGUGAUGAAAUACCCCGAAACUUCGGAAAUGAACUUCCAUAACGCCCAAGUGGAAUCCCAGGUCGAAUUCGUUCAGAAAAUUGUGGGCGUGAUUCGAUCAACGCGCUCGGAUUAUAAUCUCCCCAACAAGAUCAAGACAAGCGUGUUCCUGAAGAUCUUUGAUUCCAGUUUGGCCAAGGAUUUGGCGGGUUAUGAGGAUGUGAUAGGCAGCUUGGCCUCUUCCAAUGUCGUGAUUGCUCAGGAUCCACCCAACAAAGGGUGUGCCAUCGUGACUGUGUCGGAUAAGUGCUCGGCCCACUUAGUCCUCGAGGGAUUUAUUGAGCCCGAGAAAGAGGUGGAGAAACAGAACAAGAAGAAGGCCUUGUUAGAAACCCAAGUGGAGAAGCUUGAAAAGGCCAUGAAGGUCAAGGACUACGUGGAGAAGGUUCCAGAGGGCGUGCGACUGAAAGAAAAAGAAAAGCUGGAGCAAAACAAGACGGAAAUUCUGAGACUGGCAGAUGCCAUCAAAUCGCUCACAGCUAUGAUAAAAUAACACAAACGCACACUCUGUUGAACCGAAGAUAAACCAAACAAAGCUUG
Messenger RNA from Tigriopus californicus, 3777 nucleotides. It is a transcript of the gene ValRS, whose product is annotated as valine--tRNA ligase-like. The record is from RefSeq and is a predicted model, not a curated record. Gene Ontology annotation, cellular component: cytosol. Gene Ontology annotation, molecular function: valine-tRNA ligase activity; aminoacyl-tRNA deacylase activity; ATP binding. Bases 260 to 3730 code for a protein of 1156 amino acids. Gene Ontology annotation, biological process: valyl-tRNA aminoacylation. The transcript is spliced from 9 exons. Lineage: Eukaryota; Metazoa; Arthropoda; Copepoda; Harpacticoida; Harpacticidae.